CCACGGUGGUGACUAUUCUUGCGACCCUAUCCCGAGUGCUUGCUUGAUUUCUGCCUUUUUCUUCCAUCCUAUCCUGUCGCUGCUGUUUUCUACUUUUGAUAAUAAAAGCUGUUUGGGGUAUACGGCAUCUGACCUGGUUUGCGUCUUAAUCUCGCUCUUGGGAUCAUAUCGAAACCUUCCCCGACGUUGGAUCGGGACAUUAAAUUAGCGUCACGGAGAGGAUCCCUUGAGAGGAGAGUGCCGUCCUGUUUCCCACAUACGUGAGACCUCUGAGGAACGUGAGGGGGCGAGCUUGGGUCGCGUUUGUUUAAAAAUCUACGUGCUGCCUUCCGAGGCGACCGCUUCCCCGCUUUAGACGAGAUGAGUGACACUAAAAUUGCCCCUGCGGAGCAAAAAGUUUUGUUUGAUUUUUUAGAAAAACAUAAAGCGCGACCCUCUGUGCCAGGGCUAGACUGGGCUCGGGGAAACUGGUAUAAUCUGCAGAGCGUUGUUGAUCGGGUGGUGGCUUUACAGCAAGCCGCUCGAGUGCGGUCAGGGAAGGGAAAAGCGGUUGUCUGCGCCGUUCUCGGUGCCAGCCUGGCCGCAGCAAUAGAGGCUAGGGAUUGCCGCCUCGCUGCAGAAUCUCAGCUUGCUGAAUCCCUCCAAAAGCUCGCUCGGUCCCUUCAGGGACAAGUGGCGGAAUUAAAAGAACAGCUCGAAGGAGAAAAGAACCAAGUGAAACGUUUGCAGGCUGCUCUUAAGGAGCGGCUCCUUGCGGAUACUGUCCGCGAGGAAUUUCCCCCAAGAUCAGAAAUCGGCUACCCCCUUUACGACCUGCAGGCAGCAAAAGAGAGAGUAGAGAAGUUAGAACCGCCUUCGUCGCAACCCUUAGUCAAAACUGAGUAUAUUUACGAUGAUGAGCAGGACCAGUCCCCCCAUGUUACAACUAAAGAGGUCCCCUAUACCGCCACCGAGUUGGCGAAACUAAAAAAGGAAUUUGGCCGAACCCCUAAGGAGUCAGAAACGGAGUAUGUGUGGAGAGUAUCGUUGUCGGGGGGGGACCACAUUCGGUUAAGUGAAAAGGAGGCGGAAGGGUACUGGGGACCAGGAGUGGUUUUAACUACUGGGAACCACCGUGCCCCUUGGUCUUUAACCCAACGGGCAGCCUAUUGGGCGGGGGGUUUGAACCCCUUGGAGAGGGGGGAUCCCCUCGCGAUUACGGGGACUGUUGAUCAAUUAGUGGAGAGUGUGCAGAAGGCGGCUUGUCUGCAGAUGAUGUAUGAUCGAAAAUUAGAGCCUAGACAGGAGUCCCCCAUGAUGAUGCCGGUAGAUCCUGAGCGAAUGACUCCCCUUAUAAGGGGGCUCCCCGAUUCUUUGAAGCACCUUGGUAUACAAUUACAAGGAAGGAUACAGGCGAUGCCCCAGGGUGAGAGAGUCGCGGCUGCUUUAGAAGGACUCACGCCCGAUGGGCACCGCCGACCCCCAGGUAGGAAAAUGUGGACUUGGGGAGAAGUAGCCCAGGAAUUGAUUAAUUACGGGCGCAAGUAUGUUCCUGUUAACCUUCCAGCCACCAAAAUGGACUCCAGGGGCUUGAGGCAAACGGAAGUAAAAACAGUUCCGCACCCUGGGAGUGACAAGAGAACAUCCCUCACCAAACGGCUGGGAGGGAGAGACAUCCCGAAAAAACGUAAUAGGCUGUGGGCAGAGGGACAGCAGAAGGGGAUCCCACGUGACAUAAUGGACAGGCUGCCAACAGACAAAUUAGAAAAGUUGGUUACAGGGUGGCAGACCCACUCUCCUUUUAACUCCCCGGUGUGGCCAGUACAAAAACCUAACGGCAAGUGGAGAUUGACUAUAGAUUAUUGCAGACUUAAUGCAAAUACUGAUCCAUUGACAGCUGCGGUACCUAAUAUUGCUGAGCUUAUAACCACAAUCCAGGAACGAGCCCACCCGAUUAUGGCAACAGUGGAUGUUAAAGAUACGGUUUUUAUGGUCCCUCUGCAACCAGAGGACCAAGACCACUUUGCAUUCACUUGGGAGGGUCAGCAAUUUACUUUCACCCAACUCCCACAAGGAUAUAAGCACACCCCCACUCUAGCCCAUCAUGCGUUAGCGCAGGAGCUAGAAGUAGUUCAGACAGAGAAGGAGGUCAGUGUUUACCAAUAUAUCGACGACAUUCUUGUGGGAGGGGAUGAGACAGAAGAAGUUCAGAUAACUCAGGAUAAAAUAAUUUCCCACUUAUAAAGCUUGGGGAUGAAAAUUCCAUCAGAGAAAAUACAAAUACCCUCGAGCGAAGUAAAGUUUUUAGGAAUUUGGUAGAAGGGAGGAAUGACAUGUAUUCCACCAGACACCCUUUCCUCAUUAGAUCAGAUUAAAAUGCCAGAUUCAAAAAAGGAUUUGGAGCACGUACUAGGAUUACUUGUGUUUUGGAGAAAAGAUAUCCCUGAUUUUUCAAUUAUUGCAAGACCCCUGUAUAACUUGUUGCGAAAACGGGCUCAGUGGGAAUGGACUAAGCCCCACGAAGAAGCAUUGCAGUGGCUAGUGUUUGAGGUGACUGCCCAUCAAGCUCUUGGUCCCAUUCACCCCACAGACCCCGUCCAUAUUGAAUGGGGAUUUGCCAAGAGCGGGCUAUCAAUACAUUUAUGGCAAAAAGGCCCCGAAGGACCCACUCAACCUAUUGGGUUCUAUUCUCGCAGUUUUAAGGAUGUGGAAAAAAGACAUACUGCUUGGGAGAAGGGUUUGUUUGUAGUCAGUUUAGCCUUGAGAGAGGCUGAACAGACUAUUCAGCAACAGCCUGUAGUGCUUAGAGGCCCAUUUAAGGUAACCAAAAUGGUUUUAGCAGGAACUCCACCCCCUGACGGGGUGGCUCAGAGAGCCUCUGUGUGGAAGUGGUAUGCCCAGAUAGAGCAUUAUUGUGACAUUUUUACAGUGUCUGAGGGAGCUGCCAAGACGUUAACCAUUCAAGAAGAGAUGAGCCCAGAUAGAGAAACACCUGAACUCCCUCCUGUAAUACAAGUGGCCCCUCUGUUUUCCAAGCAGUUGCAGGAUGUUUGGUUUACCAAUGCUUCCUCUAAGCGAGAAGGAAAAACUUGGAAAUAUUGAGCUGUAGCACUCUGCAUAGACACCAAUGAACAAAUAAUCACUGAAGGGGAAAGUAGUGCUAAAGUAGGGGAAUUAGUUGUGGUACGGAGUGUUUUCCAGCAUGAAGCCCAAUCUACCUCUCCUGUCUAUAUCUAUACUGACUCCUAUGCCGUAUUUAAAGGCUGUACUGAAUGGCUUCCAUUCUGGGAACAGAAUGAGUGGGAGGUCAAUAGGAUACCUGUAUGGCAGAAAGAAAGGUGGCAAGAUAUUCUAACCAUUGCUAGACAAGGAAAGGUUGCAGUAGCCUGGGUGGCUUCCCACCAAGCCAGUUAGCCUGUUAGCCAGUGGAAUGGCAAAGCUGACGAAUUAGCGCAAUUAGCUCCCCUCCAGAACACCCCAAUAGCAGAAGACUGGGAGCGAUUGUUAGAAUGGCUACAUGUAAAGAGGAAACACUCAGGGGUCAAAGAUCUCUACUGUGAAGCCCAUGCUCGAGGUUGGCCAGUUACCAGGGAAGAACGUAAAACUUGUGUGUCCGCCUGUGAACAAUGCCGUACCUGCUUAGAAAGACACCCCCUGGAAGGUGACCCCCUACACUCAAGGGAAGGGAAAGGGCUGUGGAAAGCUUGGCAAGUGGACUACAUUGGCCCUUUCUGAAAAUCAGAAGGAAAGCAUUAUGUGUUAGUUGGAGUAGAGAUAGUGUCAGGGUUAGUCCAAGCCAAAGCGUUUGCCAGAGCUACUGGGGAAAACACGGUGAAAGCUUUGAAAGAGUGGUUUGGCACCUUCCCCAAACCGUGGUCAAUUCAGUCGGAUAAUGGUUCCCACUUUACUGCUAAAAUAGUCCAAGAUUGGGCAACCCACGAAGGAAUCUUGUGGGUAUGCGUAUUAUCCACAGGCAAACAGAAUUGUGGAAAGAAUGAAUGGCCUACUGAAAUGCUUCCUCAAACCACAUAAGCCAGGAUGGGCUGAACGGCUAUGGGAUGCAGUGACUACUGUUAAGUCAUUGGGGAGUAAAUGGGUGCCUGAAAAUUACAGCAUUUUGCCCGAAGGCCCCAACCAUUAUACCAGCCCCAGAUGGCCUGGGUCAUCCCAGAAAUCCAUCACAUUUGCCGGGCCAACCAGUCUUAGUUGAACUCCCCAUGGUGGGGGGCUGUACCCCUGGUACUGGAAACCCCGACGAAUAAAUAUGCUUGGAAAGCAAAAGAUGCUCAUGGAAAAGAACAUAAGAUCAACACCAGGUGGAUUAUUCCAUCCUUCUAAUAACAACUUGUUUCCGGUUCCUUAGAACGAACCGAGUCUGUUUUCUUUUCUCUUUCAGGUGAAGA
Molecule: messenger RNA, 4382 nt
Organism: Aquila chrysaetos chrysaetos
Lineage: Eukaryota; Metazoa; Chordata; Aves; Accipitriformes; Accipitridae
Exons: 1
Coding region: 361-2223 (620 amino acids)
Source: RefSeq, a predicted model, not a curated record